This is a messenger RNA of Ornithorhynchus anatinus (platypus), 521 nucleotides long. RefSeq names its product terminal uridylyl transferase 7 (gene TUT7). Lineage: Eukaryota; Metazoa; Chordata; Mammalia; Monotremata; Ornithorhynchidae. Gene Ontology annotation, molecular function: zinc ion binding; nucleic acid binding. The coding region runs from base 1 to 393 and encodes 130 amino acids. The transcript has 5 exons. The record is from RefSeq and is a predicted model, not a curated record.
AUGGCCAAGCGGAAGCAGCCUCUGUCCUUCCAGGAGUACUUCUUCGACCCGGAAGUACUGACCGAAGGGGAGUUGGCACCGAACGACAGGUGCUGCCGGAUCUGCGGCAAAAUCGGGCACUUCAUGCGCGACUGCCCUCUGCGGAGAAAGUUACGGAGGCGGCGGGAUUUCGAAGACCCUAAAGGCCAGCGGUGCCCCGACGGCAAGGAGAAGAAGAUCCGAGAGGACCGAGAGGCCCAGAGCAGGAGCGUGGAGAAAGAGUCGUCGGCGACACCGGAAGGCAGAAAGAAGCAGAAGGCCAAGGCGUCUUCGAGCCCCCGGUCAGGCAGCCUUCCCAGUAGAUACCCGACUCAGGGAAAAGCCUCCCCGAAGAAGACGCAAGGCGAAUUCUGAGGGAGCCAGCAGCCGCGUCGGACGAGCGAACGCAAUUGGGAUUCAAGCAUCCGAGGCCCCCGGGCCGACAGCACAUAUCAGUAUUUAACUUGUAUUUCAAGAAAAUGGCGAGUUUUGCCUUCGGCGAA